AGUCACCGGUAGUUGUCAGCCGUGCUCAUGUUGAAUCGGGUGUCACUCUCAACAAAACUCUUAUUUUUUCGUUUUAUUCCCCCUUCUUCAGUCCUAACCCACAGAAAUCUCUUCACCACGCGGUUUAAUAUGAAUAUGGAGAGGUGUGUGGUGAGAUGCGUGCCGUGUGAGUCCAAACUGACCAUCUCGUUCAGUCUGGACGGCAGCAGUAAACAGAUGUUAAGAGAGCAGACUGAGCCGCUGGGCAAAGUUCUGACUCGAAUAGGCAACAGCAUCAUCAAGACACAAAGCAAAGGGAAAAAAUGCAAAACAAGCAAAGAAAAAAGCGAGCCUCCAGAAAUCAGCCUGUGUGUGAAUGAAAAGCGCGUCCCAGAGGACACCGUGAACGCGGACGCGUGGCUGGAUGGAGCUGUGCUGCACGUCGGGGAUCUGAAGUAUAAAGUGGAGCUGAAUCCUCCAACAUUCACUUUGUGUGAGCUCCCAUCAUCUCUAAUGGCUGGGUUUCCAGUUUGUCCCAGGCUGGAGAUGGAGUUUGGAGAUCUGAACGAGUCCAAGUUCAGAUGGUUCAAGGAAACCUCACCUAGUGCACAUAUGAGUGGAGAUCAAGACUGCUGGAAGGAGGUUGGACAAGACCGUGUGUUCACGCCAUCCAAUCAAGACAUUGGUUUGAAGGUGAUGUUUAAAUGCACACCUGGGAAUGGAUCCAGGUUCGGGGAACCUAAGGAACUGCUAUCAUCCGGCGUAGUAGAAGCCGGUCCGGGAACGUGCACGUUUGAUAACAGGCACAUGUACACUCAGAAGCUCACUGAUGAGUCUACACUAAGGGUUGUGUCUUAUAACAUCCUCGCUGACAUCUACGCUCAAACCGAUCUUUCCAAAACGGUCUUGUACCCUUAUUGCGCGCCGUACGCUCUAGAAAUGGACUACAGGCAGAAUCUGAUCAAGAAGGAGCUGUCGGGGUACAACGCUGAUAUCGUUUGCCUCCAGGAGGUGGAUAAGGGGGUUUUUGUAGAUAGUUUGUCUCCUGCGUUGGAUGCUUUUGGGUUGGAUGGGGUUUUUAGAAUCAAGGAGAGGCAGCAUGAAGGCCUGGCUACUUAUUUUAGGAGGUCUAAGUUGAAGUUGCUGGAGCAGUAUGAUGUUAUGCUGAGCGAGGCCUUGACAACGGAUCCUCUUCAUCGGGAUCUGCUGGAGAAAGUGUCCACCAAUCCCAGCUUGAAGGAGAAGAUCGAAAACAGGUCGACGAUGCUGCAGGUGACCAUCCUGCAGUCGUUAUGUGACCCGUCAAAGAUAUUAUGUGUGGGAAACACACACCUGUACUGGCACCCGAAAGGAGGAAACGUUCGACUGGUUCAGAUAGCAGUGGCCCUCAAACACAUGAAGCAGGUGGUGACGGAGAAGCAUCCCGGAGCCGGACUCAUAUUCUCCGGUGAUUUCAACAGCACGCCCUCCUCCGGCCUCUUCCAGCUCGUCUGUGAAGGAUCCGUCACGGAAAAUCAUGACGACUGGGCCUCCAAUGGGCCCGAAGAACAGAUCCAAGUGGGACUGACGAACCCGUUCCAGCUGGCCAGCGCUUGCGGCGCCCCGGCCUUCACCAACUACGUCGGAGGCUUCCAGGGGUGUCUGGACUAUAUAUUUGUGGAGCCGCACGUGCUGCAGGUGGAGCAAGUCAUUCCUCUACCCAGCCUUCAGGAGGUCACGACCUGCGUGGCCCUGCCGAGCGUCUCGCACCCAUCAGAUCACAUCGCGCUGGUGUGCGACCUCAAGUGGAAGUGAAACAAUCCGUUUGUGUUUCAUCAAAAGCUAUUUUAACUUUUUAAUGUCCAAAUUUCAGCAUUUUAUUUGUAUUUAUCACAUAGCUUCAUUCUCACUUGUACAAAUGAAUAUUUAUGAUGAGGAUAAGUUAUUGUAUAAUAUUUAUGAAAUGCCUCUUGACACCAACAUGCAAAUAUUAAAAGCAUUUAAAUUCAUUCAUCUUUUUGUGACAUUGCUUUAACGUUUCUUUUCAAACCAGAGGAGCGAAUGGAAAUAAUCAGUUACGCAAUUUUUGCGUGGACACUAAUCGUGUCUUCCAUGCAAGUUGAAAAAAUUCAACUAGAGCGGAAAAUUUGCAUGGUGUGUUGUCAAGAGCUUAUUGACGCAUACAGUUUGAUGAGUCCAGCUGUACCAGAAUUUUAUUUUUUUAUUAAAGUGGAAAAACAUCCCCCAAGUAAUCUAGAGUAAUGCAAAUAUUUGCUUUGCCUUUGCCAAGUCAAUGCAAAGAUGCAAAUUCCCAAUGGGUGACGCAUUUCCAGCGAACGCGCAAUAUUUGCCUGAAUCGUGCUUUCCGUGCAAGUUGAAAUAAUUCUUGAGCGAAAAACUUAUUGACACGUAGGAUUUGUCCGGCUGUAUCAGAAAACGCAAGUGACGCAAAAAAAAAAAAAACCUCCCUAAAGUAAUGCGAUGCAAAUAUUUUGCCUUUGCCAAAUGUGAAUUUAAUUAUUUGCACGAAUAGAUUGCAUACCAAGUCAGUGCAAAGACGUAAAUUGGGUGAUGCGUUUGCCGUGAAUGUGUGAUAUUUGCCUCAAUUGCAAUCACAAUUUUUUUCAACUUGUGCCGAAAAUUUAAAUAGCAUGUUGUUGCACAAGCCAAUCAGCGAAGAGCUUAUUGACAUGUACGACUUGACACGUCCCGCUCUAUCAGGAAAAGUUUUGCACGAGCCAGUAACAUAAGUUUUAAUGAUGGAUUCGUUUCUUACAAACAUUCAGCUUUUGUCUGCUCAAGGGAUUAAUUGAUGGACUGGAGUGAUGUGAAUUACUUGUGGAUUAUUGUGAUGUUUUUAUCAGCUGUUUGGACCCUCAUUCUGACGGCACCCAUUCACUACAGAGGAUCCAUUGUUGAGCAAGUGAUCCAAUGCUGCAUUUCUUCAAAUCUGAUGAAGAAACAAACUCA
Molecule: messenger RNA, 2928 nt
Organism: Labeo rohita (rohu)
Lineage: Eukaryota; Metazoa; Chordata; Actinopteri; Cypriniformes; Cyprinidae
Gene: pde12
Product: phosphodiesterase 12
Exons: 4
Coding region: 28-1773 (581 amino acids)
Biological process (GO): nuclear-transcribed mRNA catabolic process, deadenylation-dependent decay
Cellular component (GO): mitochondrion
Molecular function (GO): 3'-5'-RNA exonuclease activity
Source: RefSeq, a predicted model, not a curated record